CUCGCUUGCAUACACAACUGCUUCGUACAUACAGAUGUGCCGAUGUGUGUGCACGCCGUGUGAUUGUAUGCGGGCAUGUAAACAUCGUGAGUGCCGCUGUGUGCGUGUAAAAUGCUGAAAUCGAAACGAGCGUGUGUGUUGCGCUCGUUGCUUUCGAGUUCAGUUCUCGUUUGUACUUGGUCGCGCGCGCGAGUGUGUGUUUUAGUCAGAGGAAAACUUUUACAGGAAAAUCAAAUCGUGAAGUGCAAAUAUUUUUCUUGUAAAUAUGAAUUGUGCGCAGUCAGCGUACUAAUACCGUUACGCAGAUUAGCAGGCACUGCAUAAAUCAAAACACAGGAAUACGAAUCGAACUGUCGCAUGCCAAAACAAAGUGAAAGUUAAAGAGACAACAAUAAAACCACUAGUGGCGCUAAAUCAAGAAGCCCACUGCCGCUGGUGCUGGUGCCGUUGUUUGGCUCGCUGCAUUGUUCGGCAGCGCAUACAAGUGUAUGUAUGUAUGUACAUGUGUUCGUGUGUUUGUGGUUAUGGUGCGUUUAAUGGCAACAGCUGCCGCUAGAUGGCGCUCGCGGCUGCUGUGUGCUUUAAUAGGCGCGAGCGAAGUCGCUGACGUCGGUUGGUCGCCGCAACGGUGUGCGUGUUAAUCGGAAUGCGUUUUUCGUUAGUUUCUACACUCGCGUGUUUUGAUAAAAUAUAAUGGCUCUUCUAGUGCCGAUUUUCUGCGUGUUGUGUAGCGAAAUAUCAGCAGAACAAGUGUUUGUUGCUAUUGCUUUUCUCUACGGCGCUAUGUGUGCUCCGUAGCGCUUGGCGCAUAGUAUUUGCAAUUGAGUUACUUCUAGACUCAGCUGUGCUUAGCGCUCCCGUCGCACCGCAAUGAUUCCACAAAUGCAUGCAUAGGAGAUGUACGCGACGGCGCUGACGUCUGUAAGACAGCGCAUAUCCAACGGGACAAUCUCACUGCUCGCCGCCUUCGUUAAUUCUAAUAAAAAACAAAGCUCGCGUCCAUUUCAAUCAAAUAGGCAUAAAUCAGAAAACAAAAAUACAUUGUGAAAAAAUUAAAAAUGUGUAAGUUUUACUGCAAAAAGAUUGCAUAAAAGCUUGAAGGCUACAGGACGUAGAAAAUUAUCAGUUGAAAAAUAGCAAGCGUUUAGUCAAUAAAAAGUGGAACUAAAAAUUUUAGUGAACUAAAAAGUGUCAGUUAAAAAUUUCAAAAUAAAGGAUUUUACAAAUCAAGUGUUUAAAAUAAAAAUCAUUAAGUUUAAAACAGAAUCAAGGCAAUGGAGAACCCAUCGUCCACAUUCGAGUAUUUAUGUCGUGUCUGUGCCGCCAACACAAAAGGCAAAAACUCUGUGGCCGAAUGUGUUUAUAUACUGAAGACGCCAGCAUUAAAGGAUAAGAUUGAGAGAUUCUUGUAUUUGACGAUUUCAGAAGAGGAUAUACUACCGAAGGUGUUAUGCAAGGCUUGUUUCCGCCAAGUGGAAGCCACUGCAUCGCUGUCAAAAAUCGCCAAACACACACAAAAGGUUUUCCGUGAUUUCAUCUUCAAUACAAAGUCGUGUUUGCAAGCUGAAAGCAGUGAAAGCAGCAACCCCACUACUAAAACUCCCCCAACCAAGUCGCCAAAAGAAUGUGCGUCUGUCACUCAAGUACCGGAGAAGCCGAAACCAAAGGAGCCAGAGAAGCCGUUUGUACAGAGCGCUGAAUCCACGCCACCAGCAUCACUGCCAGCAUCGUCGACAUGUGCCCACAAAGACGAGGUCGUACUAAAUGUCUCUGUUAACGAUCCGUUGACCCGCGAGACCCAGCACAAGAUGAUAACAGCAUCGCGUCGUCAGAAUUCGCUGGAUACGCGCUUCACACCGAAAUCUAUUGCACAACGUGGCUUUGCCAGUACGCCGAAGCAUACAGAAGUUGCAGCUUCCACCAAGAAGCCAACAACAUCGGGUGUCAUAAAUUUCUUUCCCAAUAGACAACAGCAGGUAACGACAGUUACAAGCGGUGGUUACGUAAUUGGUUGUGUACCUGAAACCGUGCCAACGAACAAAACUACAGCCGAUCAGCCUAAGCAGAACGCUAAUACAUUGCAACAGAAGCGUAAAAAUCUUAAAAAUGCAUUAAACAACAUCAAAGCCGUUAAUGCUGGCCAAGUUUCCUUACUAAAGGUCUCACAAAAGCUCGGUCAAAAUGCACAGGGUAACCAACCACAAUCGAAAGCUGUCGAGCCGCCAACUUUGUUGGUUGAAGAUGAUGUACCGGCAGAGCCGCUUCCAGAGAAGAUGAUAAUUGCCGCAACAAAACAGCAAAAACAUCAAGUACAAGUUUCUCCUCAGUCCACUCCACAUAACGAGCCAACAACCGAGCAACAAAUGCAAUCGGAACCGACGGAUUUGUCACAGUCGGCCAGACCCAGUAUUCCCGAUGACAUCUUGCUCGGUAAAGUAAUCAAAGAUGGAGAUCUGCUCAAACUCAUAUUGAAAGCACUGAAAUGGCCGGUGAAUAAACACACAAUGGAGGCGCAAUUGGAACGUUUGCGUAACUCACGUUUUGCCACCAUAAUGGCUGAUCCGAAUCUGCUGCAAGACGCCGAUCUUACACAAAUAAUGGGACCCUAUUUGGGUCCGGUUUUGCAGGCGGCACAAAUGUUGCAACAGCAACAGCAACAAGUAGCAGCAGCAGCUGCGGCGGCUGCAGCAGUCACCAAAGAAACGGAGUUGCAAGUGGCUGGCAUAACAACAGCGUUGCCGUACAAACUGCCGGCAGAGACUUCAGUGCAGUUGGUGCCAGCUAGCCCAGAAGAAGAUGCGGAAGUAACAGACGUCACACCGAAGACGAGCGCUUCGAAUCAAUCAUUGAAGCGAGACGCAGAGAAUGAUAAUAUAAAAUUAGCACCUCCCAAAAAGGUGCGAAAAGUGUCGGCACGUGGACGCAGCGCGUCGAUAUUUAACAACGAUGAAUACGCUGCUUUGAAUUCUACACUCACUUCGCAGUAUCUAAAUUCCAAGUCGACACCCGACAUUCACGUCGAUCUCGAUCCAGCGGCAUUAUUUACACAUUUGAGCAUGUUAAGCGGUCUCAGUGCCACCAGCUCGAAUGAUGCCUUGCUGGCACUGCUACAACGGCAACGCGCCGCUCUCAGCCGCAUGCAACAGCCCCAGUCACAACCACAGCCCAGACGUCAGCGUAGCAACUCGAUUAUCACAGUGCCCGCUAGCGGAAGUGAUUUUGUUUUCGAUACAGAUGAUAUUAUAUUGAUGGAACCAGAUGAUUGCACUGAAAGCACAACAACAAACUCGCAAAAUAAUGGCGAUGCAAACGCGGGUAGUUCCUCGAGUCUAUCACAAAACGAGUCCGUCACCUUCCCAGUACCACAACAGGUAUCCAAACCAAUGAUAACACGUCCAAUCAUAAAGCGUCGCAAAACCGUUAUACAAGCUUCACCAGCGCGUUUGAAUCUUGCCAUAAACACUAAGGAAGUAACACCUAUCACCUCAACACCAGCUGAGAGCGUAGCCUGCACUGCCACAACAACAAAAUUGGUGGCGGCCUCUCCCAAUAUAUUACAAUCCACAGCAGCGCCGCCAAGGAAACCCUCCAAAACACAAUCCCUCGACAGCCUCAACACAAUUGCCACCCAAUACCCAUCCAACAUCAUCUCAAUUGGUACACAAGUACCAUCAAACACAACGAAUGUGAGCGAAGCCGCGCCAACCGCAAUUGUAACUAAAGCAACGGAGACUAUGUUGACAGUUACGGCAGCUGCGGCUACCAGUGUGUCCUCGCUAGUGGGCAACAAUACGACUACCAACACUGUUACAACGAAUGCUAGCGCAGCCGGCAGGACGACUACGCGUAACAGUAACGCAGUUAAAAGACAAAGCUCGAGCAAAUCUGCGCUUGGCCAACAGUUACUCGAAGCGAUCGGACUGCAGAAAGUCGCAGCGGAGAAUAAAGAUGUUGCUGUUGUGUCAGCCACCACACCAGCGCCGCGUGGUUCAAUACAGCAAAUACGCAGCGCCUUGAAAAAAUCUUUGCAGAAAGCACAGGAGCAACAGCAGCAGCGCAGCAAAAAAGCUCCGUCCUCGGUCAUCAUUGACGAUAAUUCUGAAGAGACGGUAAAUGUUGUGAAGGAAGUAGUGGUUCAACCACGCGCAAAAUCAGCGUCCAACACAGCAGCCGGUCCGCUAGAUGUGGAGGAGGAGAUUAAUAAAAUCACAUUGGUGUUGCAGAGCAAAGCGAAAGAAGAUAAGAAAAUCGAAGAGGCAGACAAACGAUUGACCGCGGCGGCGCCAAGCAGAAUUCCUGGUAUAAGACGAAAACUACUGCCGCCCACACGCAAUCGCAAGUCGACAGUUACACUUGUGGCCGAUGAAAUAGUUGAUCUCAUCGACGAUGAAGAAAAUCAGGAUGCUGCUGAGGGGAAAAGUGUCGCCAAAAAGGAUUUACACUGCUCCAAUGCGGAACAGGAAGAAACUGAUGUCUACCUAACAGCCACAAGCUUAGCCUCGUUACAGGGCGUUCACAAAGCUGACAUUAAAGAUGCAAAGAGUACUUCACCAACGCGUAGACGUGGAAGAAGAUUAAAAGACGAAAUUGAGUUAGAGGACGAUGAAGAUGAUGACGAUGACGAUAAGCCGUUGAAGCCCAAAACGGAAAAGAAUGCCGGCGACAGGCAUGAAGGUGAAACGCGAAACAGUACGCCGGCACCACGUCAACGCAGUCGACCACCACCGGCUAAUGGGCGCAAAGCGCCGAGUGAGCGUGACUUCGAAAAGGAAAGCGACGAUACGGUGAGCGUCAAGAAUGACAACGAAAGCACCACCAGCACAAUUGUCAGCACACGACCUUCACGCAUCAGCAAAACGAUGUCUAAAUACUACAAGGGUCCAGAUAAAUCGCCCGGAACAACGCGACGAUCUGCAGUUUCGACGCGCAGCAGUAGAGCGAGAAACUAAGUCAUCCCACAACUCGUUUUUUGCGUGCAACACAAAUGGAAGAACAGGUUCUCUUAUCAGCAGCAGUGAAUUAUUCUUAUAUUAAGCUGAAUUUCACGCUAAGCGCUGAAUAAUCAUAAUCUCUUUAUGUUACGUUAUGUUUUGCGUAUAUUAUUCUUGUGUUUAAAAACUUGUAUAUUAUUUUAAUAUUUUCUUUUCUUGUGUGUGUACAUAAUAUAUACUUUAUAUAUACAUAUAUAUAUAUAUAUUAAUUAUAGUUAAUAAAAGUAAAUAAAUUCGUAGUGAAAUAUUCAAAAUAUGUUCACAUUUAAAAUUUACUGAAUUAAAAAUCCAGAGUGUGACCUAGCAUUUAUUUGGCAGUACUUUUAGUUAAUUUUUUAUUAAAAAAUAUUUAGCACAUAACUUAGUUUUGAAAUAAAUAUAUAUUUUAGUUUGUUUCGUUUAAUUAUUAUAAAAUUAUUUAAACUUCUACAAAAUUAUUACUGAAUUAAUUACACCUAAAAUAUAUUUAACUUACACACAUAUACAUACAUAUGUAUAUAUGUAUUAUAUUAUUUCGUUUACUUGUAAAAAUAAUGAAGUUUACGCUACAAAUACAAUGAAUUGCUGAAUUUUUAAAUUGUUUCAUUCAAAAUCGAAAUUACUUCUAAAAAUUAAAAAUAAAAAACAUUUAGAAAUAUUUUUUUUUUUUAAUUUAAAAAAAAUUUAUUAAUAGUAUGAAAUUUUAAAUGUAUUUAUGAAAGUAAGCAGUAUGUGCUCCUGGUAUGUACUCGUAUAUGACUGUAAGUAUUUACCUCUACACAAAAGUUGGUAUAUACUAGCUUAUCAGCGCACAUUUAUCGGUAUUUCCCACCCACGCAUGUCACGCAACAACCAAACAGCAAUUUUACCAUGAAUUAUAUACAAAAAAACACCAAAAACACUGCGUGAGCAAGUGAAAUUAGCAAGAAAUAUUCAAUCACGCCCAAAAAAAUAAUAAAUGACCACAAAAACAUUUUUCUUAAAUGACGCUUCGGCCAUACAUCUAAGUAUGUGCAUAAAUACAAUUGAAUACAACAUAUGUAUGUAUGCCUGUCUGUAUGUAGUAGGUUUAUUGCAAAUUAAUAUGUAAGAAAUUGUUCAUGAAUUUUUCAAGCAAAAGAGACCAUUCAAAUAGUCUGCAAGAAUGAAUCGUCGCGAAAAGACGUCCAAAGUAAAUCGGUCGCAACAUAUUCCAAUAUGUAUACGAGUAUAUUAAAAUAUUUGUAAAAGCAUUAGUGCAUGUGUAAGGGCUAAGCUUUUUAGCACCUUUGGCUUAUAAAUCAAAUCUUAACUGCAGGCAGUAAACCGCUAUAUAAACAUUAAAGCAAAAAAAUAUAUAUAAUAAAUAUUUUUCGCCACAUUCGCCUUUGCAGUUGCGAAUUUAUUAGCGCAUGCAAACGAAGAAAAAAACAAAAAUGACUGCUAUAUUACUUACCUUUUCCACAACUCCGUAACAUAAGUGCCGUAAAUUUAAAAGUUCGCAUCGGUGCAACGAU
This is a messenger RNA of Bactrocera oleae (olive fruit fly), 6466 nucleotides long. It is a transcript of the gene dbr, whose product is annotated as debra. Gene Ontology annotation, molecular function: zinc ion binding. NCBI's taxonomy places the organism in Eukaryota, Metazoa, Arthropoda, Insecta, Diptera, Tephritidae. Gene Ontology annotation, cellular component: nucleus. The record is from RefSeq and is a predicted model, not a curated record.